Molecule: messenger RNA, 1157 nt
Organism: Conger conger (European conger)
Lineage: Eukaryota; Metazoa; Chordata; Actinopteri; Anguilliformes; Congridae
Product: anterior gradient protein 2 homolog
Exons: 8
Coding region: 131-640 (169 amino acids)
Cellular component (GO): endoplasmic reticulum
Source: RefSeq, a predicted model, not a curated record
CAGGAGAGAGGGGAGGGGCCAGUAGGUGAGCAGGUGUAUAAAUGCGGAACAGGUAAGUUGACGACAACCUGGACCUGGACUUAAAAUCUGAGAGAAGACAAGGCUACCCGGCAAACAGAAAGUUGCAGUGAUGAUGAAGGGGUUCAUGUCUGUACUCUUGGUCCUGGUGGCUGUCUCAUCUUCUUGGGGAAAACCUGAAAAGUCCACACCCCAGGUUCAGAAGAGGGUCCCUCAGACACUAUCUAGAGGGUGGGGAGACCAGCUAAUCUGGUGUCAGACCUAUGAAGAAGCACUGUACAAAUCCCAAGCCAGUAACAAGCCCCUAAUGGUCAUCUUUCACCUGGAUGAUUGUCCCCACAGCCAGGCUCUUAAGCAGGUGUUUGCCAACAACAAAGAAAUUCAGAAAAUGGCAGAUGAGGACUUCAUCCUUUUGAACCUUGUGUUUGAAACUGUAGAUAAGCAUCUCAAUCCUGAUGGCCAGUAUGUCCCCAGGAUCAUUUUUGUUGACCCUUCUCUCACUGUAAGAGCUGAUAUCAUAGGAAGAUAUUCAAACCGUAUGUACGCAUAUGAACCGAAUGACAUAAAACAAUUGUUAGCCAAUAUGCAGGCAGCGAAGAAGCUGCUAAAGACAGAGCUGUGAUUGGUUCAGCCUGGAUUUGUCCUUUUACAAAUGUGACCUCUGGGAGUUCCCAUAAUCCUCUUGAGGGUGGGAUUUUAACAUCACUCAUGUUGAAAUGUUUACUUACACGAAGCCAAGCACUGGAUUGUCACAUCUUCAGUUUCAAUGGACAAAAUAUUUGUUGAAAUAUCCUACGACAGCUUGUCUUUUUACUGCACUGUCAUGUUAGUAAAAUCUCCUGUUGAAACUACAAUUUUUUAUUAAAAAAUAUUUGUCUACAGUUCAUUCUUGUUUGUAUUAAAGCAACAUACCAGUUUUCAAAAUAUUCCCUGUCAAGAAAUGCCUUGAUAUUUAUUUUGGCAGUACUCCUGUACAUUGAAUUGUUUCAGCUGGCUAUUUAUGUAUUUGUAGUAUGGUGGUAUGAAUGUUCAAGAGAUUCAUUAGCAGUCUGAAGUAACAGAAAUAAAUGUUGACUUCCUAUCACAAAGAAAAUAAUUCAGUAAUCAUUCUAUAACAUUAAAAAUGUCCUUUUACUGAA